AUGAAGCACAACGUUAAAUCCUUCUUGGCAUCAGCCAUCCCUGCCAUUAUUGCGGUAAUACUUGCCACACACGUCGAGCUGAUCACCUUCCUUCGUCUUGAUCAAGAAAAUGAUGAGGUCAUGGGUGUUGGACACUUCUCCCUAAAGAAACGUAUGCAUGACCGAUCAAUAACCGACGCAGAAGUAUGGCAGUAUGAGGCAAAAAUGAGAAACCCAAUGCACAACGAUGCGAACUCCGCAAAUCUUAUGAAUCACCUGAAGUCUUCACCUAAAGCUGAGGAACUUCGCAUCUUUCGAGAUUCCAAGCGUCGCUUGUAUGAAGAGCUUGCUGCAUCUAGUACACAUGAUCAAUCUGAUGUCAAGUCGAAGUCCACAAUGGAUGACUCAAAGGUGCAGGUGCCAGAGGAUGUCAAGAACGCUGUACAACUUGAAUCAUGGCGAACCAGUACAAAAUUAACCAAAGACAAUAUCAACAAAAUCAUUGAAGAUGUGAAGUUAGAACGCAAUGGAGCCCUCAGUAUUGCAGCAAAAUAUGCCGACGCAGUUAAAAAAGGAAAUUAUGCUGUCAUCCUUGAUAAUGAGGGUGACGAUUUGGCGUAUCUUUGGAUGACUUUGGAAGAUGGACAUAUCCCAAAGGUCAUCAUCACCUAUGGUGGUUAUCCCGACCUUCGCUUCCAGGCCGUCCAAGAAUUUGUCACGGCUAUUUGCGAGAAACUUGAAAUUGCCCCCGAUGAGCGUCCAAAGGUCUAUAGAGGCUUCGCCAAUCCAUAUCCGCCUGGAAAGCAAAGAGCUGCCUAUGAUGAGGUCGAAGGAUUGGGUUACAUUGAAAAGUCUUAUCGUCAAGAAUUAAUUGAGAAAUCCAAAGUGCUUGAAAAUGAGCUGAAAGAAGAUGAAAAUUGGAUGGAUCAUCCCGAGUUCGCAGAGGGUAUCACGGCUCUAGGAAAGCUUAUUGACGAUUCGGAAUAUACUGCAAUUUCUGUGCUCACUUGCCCAGCGGCUGUUGCCCACGUGAUUAACCAAAAGGCAGCUAGAGCAAAGAAGAUAGGGGUCACGAUGUCAAGUCCAUGGGCCUACUCAAAUGGUGAACAUGGUGUACGCUACGAAUCAACCUUCAAUUCAAAUAGACAAAUCACUGCGAUGAACAAAUUGUUGCAAACCCAAGUUGACUUUUUAGGUGUGGGUGGAGGGACUGCCAAGACAAAAGGAAUGCGAACUAUUCAUGAUGCCAAACAUGGCAAUGGCGCAGGAGGAAGUAAAAUAUACGCAGAAAAAGGGUUACAAAAUCUAGAAAAAGUCGUGUCCACCAGCUCAGAUACCAGAUUCCUCAAGAUAAUGGCUCAUGCUGGGGAAAAUGUCGCAAAUUCAAAAUGGAAAGACUGGGAUUUGGAUUUUAGACAGCUAUGGGCUUAUCUUAACAUUCAAGAGCCUGAACAUCGUGGUGCAGCUACUCUUAGAUACCUACUUAGGUAUCUUGGCAGCGCUGUGGCAGACACCCCGCACUCUUCCAAUUCUCCCAGAGCUCUCACAUGGAGUGGCGAUAAGAUGAUGUCUUUAUUCAAAUUAUGGGUAGUAUGGAAAAACCCUGUUGAGUGGCAAGCUCCCUCAGCUGACCUGCAUGCGGUAAUAACAACAAGCAAAGACUAUAUCAAGGGGAUCACAGGUGCUGCACGUUAUACAACAGGGGAGAUUCCGAGCCAAAGGGGCCCGGAACUUGUGAGCUUUGUCAAACCCAAUGCCCGGGAGAAAAAUGUUCACUAUUCUAUCAGUGACAUGAAUUUUUACUUGGUCAUCAACAGAUUUCAAGAGAUUGUGAAUAAGUAUGCAGCUUAA
Messenger RNA from Melampsora larici-populina 98AG31, 1830 nucleotides. RefSeq lists its product as uncharacterized. Lineage: Eukaryota; Fungi; Basidiomycota; Pucciniomycetes; Pucciniales; Melampsoraceae. Bases 1 to 1830 code for a protein of 609 amino acids. The record is from RefSeq and is a predicted model, not a curated record. The transcript is spliced from 2 exons.